AUGUUUAAAAGCUACUCUUCCUUUGAACCAGUGAUCAAGGACAGUUUUCGUAAGGUCCUUUUGGGCCAUACAGGAAAAGUUAAUGUCGUGGCCAUAUCUCCGUCUGGGAUGCUUCUGAUAUCCGGUUCAUCGGACAAGACGAUACGAAUAUGGGAUGUUGAAUCUAGCACAGAGCGUUAUAUCAUUCAAGUGCCUGGUCCCGUGUCAGCGAUCUGUUUCUCUCCAUCCGGUGAAUUUUUAGCGCUUAGUUAUGGGGAAGGCGUUGAAAUCUGGUUCACUGGAGACGCUUUGCAUGAAGUUCAUUGCUGUCAACAGCUUAUUGCAGAUAGCAAUGAGUUAGUUAAGGAGGAUUUCGUUACUACGAUUGCCUUUUCGCCGGAUGGACUACGGCUAGCGGCUGGCUCAGACAAGUUCGUGUGGAUAUGGGAUCUAGACAUAAGCGAGAUAACGCAUAUUCUUGAACAUGAUGACGAGGUUGCUUCUGUAGCAUUUUCGCCUGAUGGUCAAUAUAUUGCAUCAAGCUCAGUUGAUCGGACUGUUCAAAUAUGGAAUGCUACAACAGGUCAGCCACAAUACCAAUUUGAGGGUCACCGUGAUUGGGUGCGAUCACUCUCCUUUUCCCCUAAUAGUCAGCAUAUAGCAUCUGCAUCAGACGAUGGCACUAUACAGGUUUGGAAUAUCCAUAAUGGACACAUACUGCAAAAAUUUCGUCAUUCCGAUUGGUACACGUCAGUUGCUUUCUCCUCCUGCGGAACACAGUUGAUAUCGGGCUCUGCUGACGCGAAGGUUCGAUUGCAUGAUACAAUCACUAGGUGGGAGAAGACCUUCUAUGGGCAUACUGACCAGGUCAACACGGUGGUGUUCGCUCCAAAUAAUAAAUUUAUAGCAUCAGGUGGAGACGAUGGCUUAAUUAGAAUUUGGGAUAUCACGGAAGAUCAUUUUAUGCAGCCCAUGGCAGAGCACCCUGAGCGCAUAUUGACAAGUGGGAUGCGAUCAUGUUCCAAGAGUGACCAGCCUGAGAAUGCACAGAUUCUGUACACCAGUCUAGUCAAGGGUCUCGUUGGGCUCGGCUUUGAGCUAAAAUUCUUUGAUAAAAAAUUUUUGAACUAUGGUAGAGUCUCGCCAAGACUUGGUUUGGUGUAG
This is a messenger RNA of Verruconis gallopava, 1143 nucleotides long. RefSeq lists its product as uncharacterized. NCBI's taxonomy places the organism in Eukaryota, Fungi, Ascomycota, Dothideomycetes, Venturiales, Sympoventuriaceae. Gene Ontology annotation, molecular function: protein binding. The transcript has a single exon. Bases 1 to 1143 code for a protein of 380 amino acids. The record is from RefSeq and is a predicted model, not a curated record.